This is a messenger RNA of Spinacia oleracea (spinach), 1932 nucleotides long. RefSeq names its product cytochrome P450 736A117-like. The coding region runs from base 237 to 1745 and encodes 502 amino acids. The record is from RefSeq and is a predicted model, not a curated record. Gene Ontology annotation, molecular function: monooxygenase activity; heme binding; iron ion binding. Lineage: Eukaryota; Viridiplantae; Streptophyta; Magnoliopsida; Caryophyllales; Amaranthaceae. The transcript is spliced from 2 exons.
UGCCUAAAAAAGUCUACUACAAUGGUCAUGCUGAAAUAUAAUACUACGAUUAAUCACAUGACAGCAAUUGUUACAGAUGGUAAUACUACGAUUAAUCACAUGACAGCUGAUAACUUUGAAAAUCUUUAGUUCUCUUUACACGAUUGUUACAGACUUAUUCAAAGUUAUAGAUUUAUUCUGCUUCAUAAGUUAAAGUUAUAACUCUCACUCCAGGUGACACAGAUACACUCGAAGAAAUGUCUUCUGCUCUUCAGUUUCUAAAGAAUUUUGGUUUUCAUCCCUUAUCCCUCCCAUUCAUACUCUUCUUAAUCUUCCUCUACAAAUGGCUAAACAAAAAGCCUGCUAAAACCAGAAAACUGCCACCUUCCCCAAGAAAGUUGCCAAUCUUAGGCAACCUUCACCAGCUUGGCCAAUUCCUAAACCGCUCACUCUAUUCUUUGUCCAAGCAAUAUGGAGAAGUGAUGUUGAUUUACAUCGGCAACACUCCCUCCAUUGUCAUCUCAUCUGCAAGCGCAGCUCGUGAGGUCAUGAAGACCCAUGAUGUUAUCUUCUCCAAUAGGCCUAGAUCACGCAUUGUAAACAAGAUAAUCUAUGAUGGAAAAGACUUAGCCUUUUCACCUUAUGGGGAAUUUUGGAGGCAGAUAAGAAGCAUUUGUGUCUUGCAGCUUUUGAGUACCAAAAAAGUUCAAUCUUUCCGGAAAGUAAGAGAGGAAGAGGUCGAUCUGGUGGUCCAAAUGAUCAAGAGAUCAGAACAUUGCCCAGUGAACUUAAGUGAGACUUUCGUGAUGUUCUCAACCAAUAUCUUGUGUAGAACAGCCUUUGGAAAGAAGUAUGUUGGAGAAGUAGGUACCAAUUUCAAGCAACUUUUGAAGGAUUAUGUAGAGGUCAUUGGGAAGUUUAGUAUGGGAGAUAUUAUACCCUGGCUUGGUUGGAUUGAUCGACUCAGUGGUCUGGAAAGACGAGUGGACAAAGUUGCCAGAGAGUUUGAUGACUUUCUUCAACAUGUAGUCCAAGAACAUCUGGAUCGUAAGACUGAAAAAGAAGAGAAUGACAAGGAUUUUGUGGAUAUUUUACUGGAUGCUCAGAAGGAAAACCCAGCUGCUCUUCAAAUGGACAGCAUCAAAGCCAUUGUAUUGGAUAUGUUUGUUGCUGGGUCCGACACUACUUAUACAGUACUAGAGUGGGCAAUGACAGAGCUUUUGAGGCAUCCCCAAGUUAUGAAGCAACUGCAAGAUGAAGUAAGGGGAGUCGUUAGAGAAAAAACAAUAGUAUCUGAAGAUGAUUUGGAAACGAUGAAGUACUUGAAAGCAGUGAUCAAAGAGGUACUUAGGCUACAUCCUCCUCUCCCAUUGCUACUAUUUCGACAAACCUCACAGAACGUUAAAAUAAAUGGGUAUGACAUUGCUGCAAGGACACACGUAAUCAUCAAUGCAUGGGCAAUACAGAGAGACCCGGUUUAUUGGGAAAAUCCUGAAGAAUUCCGUCCAGAGAGGUUCCUCAACUGUUCAGUAGACUUUAAGGGGCAGGAUUUCCAAUUGAUCCCCUUUGGAGCAGGAAGAAGAGGUUGCCCGGGGAUAACCUUCUUUUCAGUCAAUGCUGAGCUUGUAUUAGCAAAUCUUGUUCACUUGUUUGAUUGGAAAUCAGCCAAUGAAGCAGAAGAUGAGACUUCAGAUGUGCCUGAAAACCCGGGCAUAGUAAUCAACAGAAGGGAUCCUCUUCUGGUCAUCGCAACUUUGCAUUCUUAAAAAUUGAGACUUGAAUCAUCAAGUGCACAAGAUAGUAGACCCAACUGCAUGCAUCAAAUUUCCAGUAAUAUCGGUUAUGUGUCUUAGCUUGUUUGAGUCGUGUAGAUGUUUUAUACUUUUGCAUGUUGAUUGUAAUCAUCUGUGGCAUAUAGCAAUAAGAAGCAAGCAUGCAACAAUGUUAUAUAAA